UUCAAAUGACGUCACAAUUAUGUUUAUGGAACGAACCGAGUGUAACGUGUGAUAAGUUGAUAAGAGCGUCGAAAAUAAUCCCUUCUAUAUGAUUUUGUAAUUCGUAUAUUGUUUCGUCGCGUUAAUGGUAUGGUUUAAUGAGCAAAUUAUGCUGUGAGAAGUGAGAAGUAUCAGUGUUGGUUCGGUAGCUGUACUCGAAUGGUUGUCCGUGUACCUGGUGCUGGUUCUCCGUCAUCUCUAAUCUAUUCAUCGAGUUAUGAUUCAUUGCGAACACGACGAUCAACAACAGUAUACAGUCCAGUAUUAACUUGAAAAUACGUGCGUUGCUAAUCGAAUCGAUAUUGCAGUGAGAAAUAAUUUAACGUGCAACAAUGUCCACUGCUGAGAAGAAACCAGUUAGAGUUUGGUGCGAUGGAUGCUUCGAUAUCGUACAUUUUGGACACGCGAAUGCUCUCAGACAAGCUAAAGCACUCGGUGACUACUUAGUCGUUGGAGUCCAUACAGAUGAAGAAAUCUCUAAACAUAAAGGACCUCCAGUUUUCAACGAACAAGAAAGAUACAAAAUGGUCAGAGGUAUAAAAUGGGUCGACGAAGUGGUAGAAGCAGCCCCUUAUGUAACGACAAUCGAAACCUUGGAUAAAUACAAUUGUGAUUUCUGUGUUCAUGGUGAUGAUAUUUCCAUCGGCGCUGACGGCGUUGACACGUAUCAUUUAGUCAAGAAAUGUGGAAGAUACAAAGAGAUAUCAAGAACAGCCGGCGUAUCAACGACCGACCUAGUCGGCAGGAUGUUGCUAAUGACCAGAGGUCAUUUUGGCCGAGGUGAUAAAGAAUACUUCGUCGAGAAAGAAGGCUCGUCGACGAUGGGAUUAGAUGCUCAAGCUCGCAGCCCUUACACCGGUUGUUCGCAAUUUUUACCCACUACUCAAAAAAUCAUUCAGUUCAGCGAAGGCAAAGAACCCAAACCUACAGAUAAAAUAGUCUACGUAGCCGGAGCUUUCGAUCUGUUCCAUGUAGGUCAUCUGGAUUUCUUAGAAAAAGCUCGAGCCGAAGGAGAUUUUUUAAUCGUCGGAUUGCACACUGAUCCCGAAGUAAACCGUUACAAAGGAUCGAAUUACCCCAUAAUGAAUUUACACGAAAGAGUAUUAAGCGUGUUGGCUUGCAAAUACGUUUCCGAAGUAGUAAUUGGUGCUCCUUACUCAGUUACGAUCGAAUUGAUGAAACAUUUCCGAGUCGAUCUGGUGUGUCAUGGUAUGACUAAAGUGGAUCCUGAUAAGGAUGGAUUUGAUCCGUACGCGGUACCUAAACGAAUAGGUAAAUUCAAAUUAGUCGAUUCGGCUAAUACGAUGACCACAGAGAAUAUUGUCGAAAGGAUUAUACGCAAUAGGCUCGAAUUCGAGGCAAGAAACAUCGCGAAAGAGCGUAAAGAAAUCGAACUCAUCAAGAAAUUAGAUCUAAAUGGAAGCAAUGGCGUUCAUCAGGAAGCUGAUCAAUAACAUCGUUAAAACGUCCAAAAGUUUUGUUUGUAAAGUAAUGAUAAUCUUAUCAAUGUUUCGUUUAUUUAUUUAUUUAUUCAUUUUUGUGGUAUUGAAUUACUAUCGUUAUCGUUACAUUCAUGUUUUACUUUUAUAAUUAUCCCAAUGUGUAAAUGUAUCCGUUCCCUUCCUUUUCAUCACAAAUGAUCAGGCCUACUUACAAUACGCAUUUAAUAAUUAUCUACUCAUUGCUUUUAUACUACGAUAUUUAUUUCAAUUUUUUCUUUUUUUAGAAAUUUUGUACUUACUGGAUGUAAGUGAUUUAAAAAAAAAAAAAUACACAAAUAUUUCUUAAGUUGUAUAGAAAUCGAAAAAUGUGAUUCAGUAUUUUCUUUUCUGGUGUUUUCAAACUGGCGAGCUCAUUGGACCCAAGAUACAACACUCUUAUAGUUGCUAAAACUCCUAAAAUUACGUUAAUAUGUAGUGUAUUGGUGGGUCUGGGUAUGAUUUUAGGGCUCACAUAUUGCUUAAUAAAGAGACCGGAUCUCGCAUUUAUUGUGCAUGUGCUCUAUGCCUAUUGUUGCCUUCUAUAGUUUUGACUUUUCAAAAAAUUGUGAUCAGAAUAAUUAUCUGCUUUUUCACACAUUCCUUUUGUUCAUCCUACAUAUCACAUUACCUAUGCCUACCUACAAUAACAGAUAAAGUUUAUAAUGAAUUUGUAAUUUUUUUGAGGGGGGUGGGGAUAAUUUAAUUAAGAUAUUUAGAGCUUGGAAGUACUGCUGGCUGUCGAGGUAAUCGAUUUGUACUUUCAUUUCAUCAUUUUAAGUAUUUUGUUACCAAUGUUUUACUUUAUUGUCAUGCUUAAUUUUACAUCUAGUCUUGUGAUAAGUAUGUAUUGCGAUGCAUGAUACAGUAUUCGAAAAUAGAAAAAUUGUUACUCUUGAAA
This is a messenger RNA of Planococcus citri (citrus mealybug), 2418 nucleotides long. It is a transcript of the gene Pect, whose product is annotated as phosphoethanolamine cytidylyltransferase. NCBI's taxonomy places the organism in Eukaryota, Metazoa, Arthropoda, Insecta, Hemiptera, Pseudococcidae. Gene Ontology annotation, biological process: phosphatidylethanolamine biosynthetic process. The coding region runs from base 372 to 1493 and encodes 373 amino acids. The transcript has 8 exons. Gene Ontology annotation, cellular component: cytoplasm. The record is from RefSeq and is a predicted model, not a curated record. Gene Ontology annotation, molecular function: ethanolamine-phosphate cytidylyltransferase activity.